Molecule: messenger RNA, 4455 nt
Organism: Colletotrichum spaethianum
Lineage: Eukaryota; Fungi; Ascomycota; Sordariomycetes; Glomerellales; Glomerellaceae
Product: chitotriosidase-1
Exons: 4
Coding region: 1-4455 (1484 amino acids)
Biological process (GO): carbohydrate metabolic process
Molecular function (GO): chitin binding; hydrolase activity, hydrolyzing O-glycosyl compounds
Source: RefSeq, a predicted model, not a curated record
AUGGGGUUCAGCGACAUCCCCGUGGAUGCCCUCACGCAUGCCUAUUUCAGCUUUGCCUACAUUACUCCUGGAGACUUCAAGGUGGCCCCUAUGGACGACCUGCCCAGCUCACUAUUCGACGAGUUCACCAACAUCAAGAAGGGUAACGCGGGCUUGCAGGCCAUCGUCGCGCUCGGCGGCUGGACUUUCAAUGACAAUGGCACCGCCACCCAGCCGGUCUUCAGUAAUAUGGUCAGUACGGCUGCGAACCGGAAGCUCUUCAUCGGCAAUCUAUUUGGAUUCAUGCGCAAGCAUGGCUUUGAUGGUGUCGAUUUCGACUGGGAGUAUCCUGGUGCCGGUGAUCGCGGCGGCAAGCCGGACGACGGCAAGAACUUUGUCACGUUCCUCAAAGAGCUAGACGACAUGAACAAGCAGCAGCCAAAGAAGUACAUCGUGUCUUUCACUAUCCCUACCAGCUACUGGUAUCUUCGACACUUUGACCUCAAGGCCGUGGACCAUGUCGAUUUUGUCAAUGUCAUGAGCUAUGACCUCCACGGCAUUUGGGACUCUACUAACCCCAUCGGAAGCCACAUCUUUGCCCACUCCAAUCUUACCGAGAUCGAGGAGGCCCUCAACCUCUUGUGGAGGAACGACGUCCCCGCCAAGAAACUCAACCUAGGUCUUGGGUUCUACGGUCGUAGCUUUACCCUCGUUGAUCCUCUGUGUACCAGUCCUGGCUGUGGAUUCAGGGGCGGUGCUAACAAGGGGCCUUGUAGCGACAAUUCUGGAACUCUCACGUAUCGGGAGAUCCAACAAAUCAUCAAGGAUAAGAAGCUUACGCCGCAUCACGACAAGAAGGCAGGUGUGAAGUGGAUUAACUGGGAUCAGGACCAAUGGGUAUCUUAUGAUGACGCCGAUACGUUCAAGCAAAAGAUUGAUUUUGCCAACGAUCAGGGCCUUUCUGGUCUUUUGAUCUGGGCUAUUGACCAGGACACUCAGGACCUCGAUGCGCUGAAGGGUGUUGUAGCCCCGAAAAACCUCAAACUGUUCGCAAAGAAGGCCGAAAAAGAGGCAUUUUGGGGAGAUGCCACGGUGCCGGACUGCUACGUGACGGAUUGCGGCGGAUCAUGUAAACCCGGUUGGCUUUCCAUCGAAAAGCAGCCGUGCGGUGGCGCGAAGCCUGUCACCCGCCACUCCAAGGAAGCCGACAGCACCUUGUGCUGCCCCAUGGAGGGUGCGCCGAAGAAAGAAGACUGCACGUGGCGAGGCAACGAUCCGUGGUGCAACGGCCACUGUCACGACAACGAGGUAGCAUUGCAGCUAAACCGUUGGGGUGAUGGCAAGUACUGCGAAGAUGGAAACAAGGUCUACUGCUGCCAAAGCCCCGUGGCCGAGGGCCACCAGUGUUACUGGGCGGGCGUUGGGAAGAGCUGCAACAACGACGACGUUGCCAUGACUUUCUCGGGCACUUUUCUUCAGCUAAUUGGCGACCUCGUGUCGACGUUUGGUGGCCUGCGUGGAAAAAUGCUUGUGGAUGCCAUCGAAGACGCCGCCGACUUCUUCGGCAUCGACGUGCUCAAAUACUACUGCUGCCCCAAGGACGACGCCGAAGAGUUUGAAAACUGCAAGUGGUAUGGUGAGCCCGGCACUUGCUUUGACAACCAUUGCCCCAUCGGCUCGCACUCAGUGCAGAUCACAGACAGCCCAUAUGGCGAGGGCGAGGAUUGCUUUCCGCGCGUCGAACGAACCCGCGUUUACUGCUGCGACCCGGUCAAUGGCGCCUCCCCCUUUUUGCCCGUUGACCUUGACAAGCUCUUCCCCAGUCCGCCCACGGGCGACAGCGUUGAUACAGACCAUGAGCUGAAUACAGAUGACGAUAGCGAUGAUCCGGAUGAGACAGCCUUUAGCUUCGUGGUCAUGACGUCGCCCGAGGAGCUGCAAGUGUCGCUGGACAAACGCGACGGCUCCCAUUGGGCCUUGUUCAACUGCACCAACACCGAUGAAGAAGUAGAACAGACGAUACAGAUGGUCUGUACAGACGUCAGCGAUAAUAGCAACUGCCACAAGAUUGGUUUGGGCCACGGAGUUCCCGGCACAAUCCUCCAGAUGCCGCGGGGUUGCGGGCCGGGCAAGUACGCUGUCGCAAAGGAGAUGAAGGUGUCGAAACACCAAAUCCUGCCUCGAGACCUUUCCAAUCUAGACCACAAACCUGUCAUCUAUGACCUAACAUUUGACUAUGACUUCCACCGCGUGCCUCGCGAUCUUGGCAACACACAGCUUCGCAUCGACUACAGCAACGAGCCGGGGUAUUGGGACGAGGUCGUGGCGGGUGCGGUAACAGACAAAAAGAAGCGCAAGCGGUCCCUCGCGGACACCGGCCACAGCCACAAACGUUGGCUGGAGGAGGAGUUUCGUGACGACGCACACUUCGGCGGCCUGAACAAGGAGGAAUUCCACAAGCGCUGGUUCGGAGAGACGGUGCUCGAGUGGCUCGGCAUGAUGACAAAGGGCGAGAUCAAGAAGACAUUCAAGCACAACCUCGACGAUGUCUACACGGCCAAGAUUGUCGAGGAGCGAUGGAGCUGUCCCGGACGCGACGGCUAUCUGCUCGCCCAGGCCCAGGCUCACGUCAAGGUGGGCACCAGCUUCGGCUUCUCCCUCAUCGCUACGAGUCUCUUCCCCCUGGACCUGAGCAACUCGUACCUGACCUUCAGCAACAACGGCGAGAUCACCUGCACAUUCACGCUGGAGGCCCUGGUCCGCUUCCAGUACGACACCGAGGAGCGCCCCAUCGGCGACCCUAUCCCAUUCCCAGGGGCCGGCAUCCGUAUUCACGGAAUCGCGACCAUUGGCCCGCAGCUCGUUCUGCGCGGCCGCAUCGAGGCGGGGGUCACAAUUAGCACCACUCUCGAGGCCAACAUCGAUGUCGUCUCGUGGGAGUACGACUACCGGCUCCCGGCGGAGAUAGAGCCCGAGAACCCGGACAAGGCCGAGUACGGCGACACGGGGCAGAAGAACGGGCUGCUGGCGCCGACCUUCUACGCGGGCGUCCUGGCACAGGGGGACGCCAAGGCGCACCUCAUCGCCUCGCUCGAGUUUGGCGUGAACUUUGACGAUCGCUGGGACGUCGGUUCCCUCACGGCUCAGGUUACGGCCGACAGCUGGCUCGGAGUCAACGUAGCGGCCGGCAUCAGCACCCAGGCUUCAUGCCCCUUCACCUGGGGCAUGAAAGCGGGCGUCGAUCUCUACGCCAAGGCCGACGGGUUCAAAUGGACCACUGACAAGUACCGAUUGCCCGGAACCGCCGAGUUUACCAUCUACCCGGGCGGGACGUGUCCGGAUCUAUCGACAGGAAGUCCCACUAGACGAGGUCUUGACGGCUACGAUCCGUUCAACGAGACCGGGGCACUGGCCGAGCGAUCGCUGGAGAAGCGGGCUAUUGGUCCGUUCUUCCACAUUCCUGUUGGAAGCCUCAUCUGUCCCAACUCAGAGACGUCUGACGCAGGGUGGGAAAGCUCCCAGCUAGAGGGCGCCUUGAAGCGAAGGGACAUGCCCGAAAUCUCUGGAAACGAAACCGAAGAGGAACUUCACUGGUUGCUCCGACGCAGCACUGAAAGCAGCCGCACUGUAACCUUUUGCAAAUCGUACAACUUGAAGGCCCCCCGCGACAUCUAUGCAACCGAGCACAUCCUGGAGCUGCAGAUGGUUGCCAUCUUCCUCGACAAGAUGAACGACGAGUUCGGACCUAGGGGAUUCCCAAGCUUCCGGCCGGGCGCCGAUCCUAACACCAAGCAGAGCUUCUGCCAGGCCAUCAACCAAUUGUGGCGGACAGUACCCCAAGCUUCGAGGUUUGCCAUGGACGGCGUAACUCGGGAUCCCAUCGACCACAUCAUGCCCGUGUAUUCGAGCAAUGACAACACGCACGUCGGCGAGUUCGUGCUGCUGGAGAAGGGGGUCAACACGGCCAAGGAGGGAAUGUGGGGACGCAGCGCCAUCAAUGCCGACGCAACCAUGAACAGUUACAUGCAGUCGGAGCCGGCCCGCGCCGUCAAGAACCUCAAGGAUGUCAUGACGGCACUCAAGUACAUGCAGGACACGACCAUCAAUAGCCGUCUCAAAGCCGAGAAGGAGCGGGUCGCGGCGCGGCUCAAGGAGCUCGACGAGGACAAGAUGCCCAACUGGGACCGGCAGCAAUCUGGUCGGGCCUGGGGGCGGUGGGAGAAGAAGGACCUCGAGGGGAAGUGGAACAAGUUCAUGAAGCAGCAGGCCGAGACCGCCAAAGACAAGGCCGUGAAGUACAUGGACGACAACCUCAAGAACCUCGAGGACGCGUACGUGACGACCUACAAUGAGGAGCAGGCCGAUCGGCCCGGCGAAGAGAACGCGGCGCUCAAGACGCUGCUGGAGAAGAUCAAGAAGGUCCGGGAGGAAUGGACGCGGUAUAAACCCAACUCUUGGGAGAACCCGUUCGCAUGA